Molecule: messenger RNA, 729 nt
Organism: Haliotis rubra (blacklip abalone)
Lineage: Eukaryota; Metazoa; Mollusca; Gastropoda; Lepetellida; Haliotidae
Exons: 4
Coding region: 115-729 (204 amino acids)
Cellular component (GO): nucleus
Source: RefSeq, a predicted model, not a curated record
UCAUAUCCAUGCGUGCGCAUGUUGUCAAGGGAAAUCCCAGGACAAAUUUCCUGACGUCACGGGAUAUCCCCGGAAUUCCCCGGAUGUUUACAGCAGACGACACUCGUAAACAAAAUGACAGAUGUUGAUAACGCCGGUAGUUGUGGUAGUUCACGGAAAAGGCAGCCAAACUGGACGAAGGAUGAGUGCCUCCUAUUAGCGGAUCUCGUCAAGGCGAGCAAGCAAACGAUUGAGGGGAAAUUUUCCCAGGGAGUGACGGCCACGAGUCGCCAGGAGACAUGGCAAAAAAUCACUGACACCAUCAAUUCAAUUGGACAGCAAAGAAGCAGAGAUGAGGUUAUAAAGAAAUGGAAAAACCUUAAGAGUGCGGGCAAAAAAAAUUACAGCACUUUCAAGAAUGCAACAACUGCAACCGGUGGUGGACCUCCCCCAACACCAAUUAGCCCAGUUACGGAAGCUGUGGUGGACUGUAUAGGCCGGGAGAAUACAGUGCUGACAGGGAUUGGGCCGAUGUCUAUGGAUUCUAGUUUCAUCCAGCUCCUAGAGCUAGAUCAGUCCUUUGAAAAAGAGUUAGAUCCAGUUCAAGAGGGAGUGAGAUGUCCUUAUCCUACAUCACAGGUGGGACAGUCAUCAUCAGCAUCAGCAGCAUCAGCAUCACUAUCAGCAGCAGCAUCCAUAUCAACAACUUCCUUAGAAGUCCUAGAAAGAGAAGUUUCUACUGGAGAUUGA